Molecule: messenger RNA, 1511 nt
Organism: Hipposideros armiger (great roundleaf bat)
Lineage: Eukaryota; Metazoa; Chordata; Mammalia; Chiroptera; Hipposideridae
Gene: RPP25
Product: ribonuclease P/MRP subunit p25
Exons: 1
Coding region: 209-853 (214 amino acids)
Biological process (GO): tRNA 5'-leader removal
Cellular component (GO): ribonuclease MRP complex
Molecular function (GO): RNA binding
Source: RefSeq, a predicted model, not a curated record
CCCAGGCCGGGCCUCCGCUAAAGGCGCGGAGCAUCAGGCGCUGAGAGCGCAGAGUAGAGAGAGCAGUGAUCGCUAAAGAGAAGUGGGAGACAAAGAUCGCGCCGUCCCAGCCCGCCCGCCAGCGUCCAAGCAGUUCCCGCACCCUUAACCUGCCGGCCUUUACCCGGCUCGACCAGCGGCCAUGCAGCCCCGAGGCUGAGGCGGCCCCAUGGCGAAACCCGCGUCCCCGCGGUCCCGGCAACGACGGCGCAUGGAGAACUUCCGUAAGGUGCGCUCCGAGGAGGCGCCGGGGGGUGGGGGGGUCGAGGGGGGCGGCCCGGGCUCCGGCCCCUUCGCAGACCUGGCGCCCGGCGCUGUACACAUGCGGGUCAAGGAGGGCAGCAAGAUCCGGAACCUGCUGGCCUUCGCCACCGCCAGCAUGGCGCAGCCAGCCACUCGCGCCAUCGUCUUCAGCGGCUGCGGUCGGGCCACCACCAAGACCGUCACGUGCGCCGAGAUACUGAAGCGCCGCCUGGCUGGCCUGCACCAGGUCACGCGGCUGCGCUACCGGAGCGUGCGCGAGGUGUGGCAGAGUCUCCCACCUGGGCCCACGCCGGGGCAGAAGCCCAGUGAGCCGGCCGCCAGUCUCAGUGUACUUAAGAACGUGCCCAGCCUCGCCAUCCUACUUUCCAAGGAUGCACUGGAUCCGCGUCAACCCGGCUACCAGCCCCCGAGCCCCCACCCUGAUCCUUCAUCCCAGCCAACCGCGCCGACGUCCAAGAGGAGCUUAAGGGAACCCGCUGCUGGAGAAGGCUCCGCGAAGCGGUCACACCCUGAGCCAGGUGCUGCGGAAGACAACCAGACGAUGACCUGAGAACUCCCUGCCCUGGGCCACCUAGACUGGCUAGAUCUUACCCCCAGCGGCUCCACCUUGAGGCGCACCUCCAGACGUUCACACCUCGGUCUUCUGGAGCUCACAGCCUGGUCUCAGCUCCUCAGACUGGUAUCAUGGACCCCACAUCACAAGAGAGGGACCCAGGGAAGCUUCGUGGGGCGAUUGCCCCUCCAUCUGUGUUGUCUGAAGGCGCAGAAUUCCACCGUCAUCUUUUCUGAGCCAUACUGGGACCCUUUUUAGGGAGGGAAUGGUGGACAGUGGAACUCUUGAGCCAUACUCAGGACCCCCACGGGUUAAAGGCACCCAGCAUUCAUGAGGGAAGCCAAGGAGAGCUCUUGGAAUCACCCCCACCAGCGGAGUGCAACGGGUGAGAAACUGGUAGGGGAGUCUGAGUUGUGGGGAGCCCCAUUCUGCCCCUCACCCCAGGACAGUUACCUUUCUAGUUUUCUUCCCCCCUGCUUUUAAGGAACAGUCUUGAGAUUAUGGUGGCCGCGGCAUUGCCACAGACUCCAGCUCUUGUAACAUCCCCCCCUUCCCCAUGCUGGCCCAGAGGGAGAGACCCAAGACAGAACUCUCCAUGCCUCCUUCUUUGAGCCCCAGCUGGAGUCUUGCUUCCAAUAAAACAAACACAAAAAUG